AGCUUUAUGUAUCGUGGUUGGGUUGCUUCCUAUUCCCUCCUUUGAAUAAAAAUAGGGGAGAUCUCACAGAGAGAAUGACUUCUCCACCUUUUAGAAAAGUUCUGCUCAGUGGAUUCCUAUGAAACUUCAUGGAGAAAAGAGGAGGGAGGGAGAAGAAGGAGGAGGGAAAGGAGGAGGAAAAAAAGAGGGAGGGAUCAAGUAGAAAACAGGGAAGACAACUUGGGCAAACAGUAGCUUGAGUGUUUCCCAGGCCAAGAUGCUGAGAGGGAUUGUCCCUAGGGGUGGUCCAAGACACUCAGCAUCUAGACUUGGCUUCCAGCUCCCCAAAUCUUGCAAUGUUUCCUGUUUUGGGCUCUUGUUCUUCCUAAUGCAGGCUGCCUUUCUUCAGGGACAUCCACAGUGCCUGGAUUAUGGGCCCCCCUUCAAGCCCCCCGUGCACCUAGAAUUCUGCUCUGACUAUGAAACUUUUGGCUGCUGUGAUCAGAGCAAGGACCGCCGCAUUGCUGCCCGUUACUGGGACAUCAUGGAAUACUUAGACCUGAGAGGCCCUGAGCUGUGUGGUGGUUAUAUCAAGGACAUCCUGUGCCAGGAGUGCUCACCCUAUGCAGCUCACCUCUAUGAUGCUGAGAACUCUCAGACUCCCCUCCGGAAUCUCCCCGGCCUUUGCUCUGACUACUGCUCAGCGUUCCAUUCCAAUUGCCACUCUGCCAUCUCUCUGCUGACCAAUGACCGCCACAUCUGGGCAUCCCAAGAGAAAAAUGGAGCCCACUUUUGCCACCUCCUCAAUCUCCCAGACCAGGACUACUGUUUCCCCAAUGUGCUAAGGAAUGACCACCUCAAUCGCAACCUUGGAGCUGUGGUGGAGGACCGUAAGGGCUGUCUGCAACUCUGCUUGACCGAGGUGGCCAACGGCCUGAGGAACCCCGUCUCCAUGGUCCAUGCUGGGGAUGGAACCCAUCGCCUCUUUGUGGCAGAGCAGAUUGGAGUGGUGUGGGUCUAUUUGCCCGAUGGAAGUCGCUUAGAGGAUCCUUUUCUAGACCUCAAAAACUUGGUGCUGACCACCCCAUGGAUAGGUGAUGAGAGAGGCUUCUUAGGUUUGGCUUUCCACCCUAAAUUUCGGCGCAAUCUCAAGUUCUAUAUAUACUACUCAUGCCUGGGGAAAAAGAAGGUAGAAAAAAUUCGUAUCAGUGAGAUGAAGGUUUCUCGGGCUGAUAUCAAUAAGGCGGAUAUAAACUCAGAAAGGAUCAUCCUGGAAUUAGAAGAGCCAGCUUCCAAUCAUAACGGGGGGCAACUCCUCUUUGGCCUUGAUGGUUACCUGUAUAUAUUCACUGGGGAUGGUGGACAAGCUGGAGACCCCUUUGGCAAGUUUGGAAAUGCUCAGAACAAGAGUUCUCUGCUGGGAAAAGUGUUGAGAAUAGAUGUAAACCGGCCAGUCUCAGAUAAGAAGCUUUAUCGCAUCCCUCCAGAUAACCCCUUUGUCUCUGAGCCUGGGGCUCACCCGGCUAUCUAUGCCUACGGGGUCAGGAACAUGUGGCGCUGUGCCGUGGAUCGGGGUGACCCCGGCACCCAGAAGGGCCGCGGCCGGAUAUUCUGUGGCGAUGUUGGCCAGAACAGAUUUGAAGAGGUGGACCUCAUUGUGAAAGGAGGGAACUACGGCUGGAGAGCCAAGGAGGGCUUUGAAUGCUAUGACAUUAAACUCUGUCAUAACACCUCUUUAAACGACAUCCUGCCGAUCUAUGCUUAUGGCCAUUUGGUGGGAAAGUCAGUCACCGGAGGAUAUGUCUACCGGGGGUGUGAAUCCCCAAAUCUAAAUGGCCUCUACAUCUUCGGGGACUUUAUGAGUGGUCGACUUAUGGCUUUGCAGGAAGAUGAGAGAACAAAUACAUGGAAAAAACAAGACAUCUGCAUUGGGAACACUAAGACCUGUGCCUUUCCAGGAUUGAUCAGCACCUACAGCAAGUUCAUCAUUUCCUUUGCUGAAGAUGAAGCAGGAGAGCUGUAUUUUCUGGCCACCUCUUAUCCAAGUUCCUAUGCCCCACAUGGAUCCAUCUAUAAAUUUGUUGACCCUUCAAGGCGAGCUCCCCCAGGCAAAUGCAAAUACAAACCAGCACGUGUCAAAACCCAGAGCAAGCUGAUUCCCUUCAGACCACUUGCCAAGACUGUCCUGGAGCUGCUAAAAGAAAAAGCAGAAAGAGCUGCCAGAAAAUUGUCCAAAGCAAAAUCAGCUUCUAGUACUCCAAAUAGGGGCUCUUCUCAGAAAGCUUCCUCUAAGAAGCCAGUUUCCUCUAAAGAUACCCAGAAAUUGGGUGCCAAGCAUAGGCACAAGUCUACAUCCAGGAAGAAGCUUCAGACAUUUGGCAAACGCCAAACAAGUGCCAGAAGACUGCCCACUAAGUUUCAGGAAAAGAGAAUUAGGGCCUAAGAAUCAGCAGCACCAGAAUCAAGGGCAGCAACAUUGAGGCAGGAUUGUUAGGAGUCUUCCUUCUGCCUCUUUUUGUCCUGAUGGCCAGCAGAAGGAUGGGGACCCAUUUCAGAGGCUCUGAUUCAGUCCCAGCCCCAGCUUAAGAAGUUAUGAUGUGAAUAAUUAUUGGAGAGCUAGGACUGACAUUGAAAUCAGUGAGUGUCUUUAUUCACCAAUGAAUCCAUGGGUGUUAAUUUUGCUACUAACAGACAACAACGGCAAUCCAUGGUAUGCUUUUUUGGAACCCCAAAACUCCCAUGACAACUUCAAACUAAUAGAAGCCCCUUGAGGUUAGGGGCUUUUCUUUCUUUUUUUCUUUCUUUCUUUCUUUCUUUUUUUGUCUUUAUAUAGUUAGCACAUAAAGGACAUGCAAAAAAUGUUUUUUGAAUUAUUUGAAUCAAAAUGUCUAGGCAAGUAUUGAGGAAAUUUAAAUUCGUUGAGGAUAAGAUUCCUUUAAUUUUUGCCUCUGUAUCUUUAGUACCUUGCACAGGGCCUGGCAUAUAACCAGGUGUUUGAUAAAUGUUUGUUGAUUUUAAUUGGUGAAUAAAGCAGCAUUUCCUCAAACUGACAGAUCUUCUGCCUUUUUCUCUUCAAUGGUUAGCUAAAAAUCUAAAAUUCCUUAUGAAAUCCUUCUAAUAUUUCUUCUUUAAGUUCAGUUGUAGAAAUUUGGAUUCUGACACAAUAGGAAUCUUAUGCCUGAAAGCAUGGUAGGAUGGAAAAAUCCCUGGAAAUGCUGGUGUUCUGAACCCUUUAGUGAAAAGAGGUUUCGUAAAUGUAUGUUAUAGGACAAUUCAGUCAAGAUUACUCUGGAUAUAGGUAUAUGAACUGAGAAUUAACUUUAAUUUUUCAAAAGUAAAGGAAUGGUCUCAAUAAAAAGCAGGGCAUCAU
Molecule: messenger RNA, 3349 nt
Organism: Sarcophilus harrisii (Tasmanian devil)
Lineage: Eukaryota; Metazoa; Chordata; Mammalia; Dasyuromorphia; Dasyuridae
Gene: HHIPL2
Product: HHIP like 2
Exons: 9
Coding region: 257-2422 (721 amino acids)
Source: RefSeq, a predicted model, not a curated record